Fragaria vesca subsp. vesca is the source of this 1178-nucleotide messenger RNA. Its product is annotated as adenine phosphoribosyltransferase 2-like. The record is from RefSeq and is a predicted model, not a curated record. Gene Ontology annotation, biological process: adenine salvage. Lineage: Eukaryota; Viridiplantae; Streptophyta; Magnoliopsida; Rosales; Rosaceae. Gene Ontology annotation, molecular function: adenine phosphoribosyltransferase activity. The transcript has 7 exons. Bases 1 to 573 code for a protein of 190 amino acids. Gene Ontology annotation, cellular component: cytoplasm; cytosol.
AUGUUUGCUUCAGAAAAUGGACUCAAAGGAGACCCAAGGCUUCAGGCCAUAUCUGAAGCCAUCAGGGUUGUGCCUCACUUCCCAAAACAAGGAAUAAUGUUUCAGGACAUUACAACAUUGUUGCUUGAUCACAAGGCCUUCAAGCAUACUGUCGACAUUUUUGUUGAUCGCUACAGAGACAUGGACAUCUCUGUUGUUGCCGUGGAAGCCAGAGGGUUCAUGUUCGGUCCUGCAAUUGCCUUAGCUAUUGGUGCCAAGUUUGUUCCUUUACGUAAACCCAGAAAGUUGCCGGGAGAAGUAAUUUCAGAAGCAUACGAACUUGAGUAUGGAACUGAUUGCUUGGAGAUGCAUGUUGGUGCUGUUCAGCCUGGAGAACGUGCAUUGGUUAUCGAUGAUCUAAUAGCUACAGGUGGGACAUUGUCAGCAGCAAUAAGCCUUUUAGAGCGCGUGGGGGCUGAAGUGGUCGAAUGUGGAUGUGUUAUUGGGUUGCCUGAGGUUAAGGGACAGUGCAGGCUUAAUGGAAAGCCACUUUAUAUCCUUGUGGAGCCAAGAGAGCUAGAAAACUGUUGCUGAGGAGAUCUGUUUCAAUUCUGCUUGGGCUGACUACAGAAACUUUUAUGCUGACCUGUGCCAGAGAGUCCACGAUGUAUUCGGUGACAGAACUCUGCUGCACAAGGCUCAUUGCGGUUACUUAUCAUUCUGUGAGGUCUGCAUCCACUGUAGGUUUUCAUGUAACUUAGUAGUUUCGAACAAAGCAUGAACAGAUGUAUGUUCCAAGAUAUUGGUUUAUUCUUGAAAUGGGAAACCUUUAUUGUUGCAUCAAUAUGUUUCUUUUUUCAAUUCUCUCUCUCCCUAUAUUUUAUUUUGGCUCAUCAAGAAGCCAAAUCCAACUGAGACGCUCCAAAUCUUUUCAGAAAAAACUGAGACGCUCCAAAUGGAGUGCUCAGUGAGACUAAACAUAACUCUCCUACAGCAGUACUUCUUUGCUUUUGCCGAGUUGAGUUGUUAUAUUUGGAUGACAAUAAAUAUACACCCUUCAUACCAGUUGAAGACUUGAAGAAUCUUACUGUGCAGAAAACAAUUACAGUUUGUAAAUAGAUGAGGGGCAUUAACAUUCAUGUGUAAAAACUAAAAACACCUUACGAAACAGUGAGGACCUUUAGCAUGAACUUGACAUG